Branchiostoma belcheri (Belcher's lancelet) is the source of this 1625-nucleotide messenger RNA. Its product is annotated as epidermal retinol dehydrogenase 2-like. Gene Ontology annotation, molecular function: oxidoreductase activity, acting on the CH-OH group of donors, NAD or NADP as acceptor. Gene Ontology annotation, cellular component: lipid droplet. Bases 16 to 948 code for a protein of 310 amino acids. Lineage: Eukaryota; Metazoa; Chordata; Leptocardii; Amphioxiformes; Branchiostomatidae. The record is from RefSeq and is a predicted model, not a curated record. The transcript has 6 exons.
CGCUCAAAGACGAAGAUGUCUCUCUUAAGAGGAAUUCUGAUCACCUUACAAUACGGUGUGUUGUUACUGGUUUCGGCGAUCGGGGGACUGAUCAACCUUGUUCGGCUGGUUUUCCCGGCCGGCAAGAAGUCGGUCUCGGGCGAGAUCGUGCUGAUCACCGGGGCGGGCAGCGGGCUCGGCCGCGGCAUGGCGCUCAGCUUCGCCCGCCUGGGGGCCACCAUCGUCGCCUGGGACAUCAACAAGGAGGCGAACGAGGCGACUGUGCAGAUGAUCCGGCAGGAAGGAGGGAAGGCGUUCGGCUUUGUGUGCGACUGUAGCAAGAGGGAAGACAUCUACAGGGCCGCUCAGGAGGUGAAAGACAGCGUGGGUCACGUGACCAUCCUGGUGAACAACGCUGGGAUCGUGUCGGGACGGAAGUUUCUGGACUGCCCUGAUGACCUCAUCCAGAAAACCAUGGACAUCAACACCAACGCACACUUCUGGACGACGAAGGCAUUCCUCCCGCACAUGUUGGAGCAGAAUCACGGGCACCUUGUCAGCAUCGCGUCAUCCGCUGGGCUGUUCGGAGUGGCUGGGCUGGCAGACUACUGUGCCAGCAAGUUCGGCGCCCUGGGGUUCGCCGAGGCCAUCAGGGCGGAGAUCAGGGUUCAAGGGAAGAGCGGUGUUCACGUGACCUGCGUCUGUCCGGUCUUCAUCAAUACCGGCAUGUUCACUGGCGUCCAACUCAAGAACACGGUCAUGUUGGACCCUGAUGAUGUGGUCAGGGAGAUUGUUGCGGCCGUACAGAGGAACCAGUUCAUGCUGGUUAUACCGCGCUCAGUUGCCGUUUUCGCCAACCUCAAGGGGCUGAUGCCACAGUGGCAGCUAGACUCUUCCCAGGAUGCAUCGGGCGUGCAUCACAGCAUGGACAGCUGGGUCGGUCGUCAUGGUAACAAGAAACAGCAGUGAUGGAGUAGCGAUUUUCAUUUUCAUUUUUUUUAAAUUUCUUCACUAGUUUAUGAAAUAUCGAUGCACGUUACAGGUCAAAUUGAUUUAUAGUAUUCCACCGGGUUUUUUUUUUGCUUUCAUUGUUAUCAUCGGUCGCAAUGGCAAUACGAAACAAGAGUGAUGGAGCAGCGAUAGUUAUUAUGUUUAAAGAAGGAAAACAUAUGGUUUUUGCUACGUUUCCUCUUCUUCUUCUUCUCUAAAUCAAAAAGGUCAAUGACCUGAACCAGACUAUCUGUUACCAUGGUAACUAGUGUUGAGUUACAUCAUUUUGCCAUUUUAUAUCAGGAGGGAUUUAGACUCGUGUAACCAUAUGUAUGAAGGUGUUUGAGUAGGAAUUUACAGGGUUAACCAUAUACGAAGGUAAACAUUGUGCAUUUGCUUUGAAAAUGUUACCUUUCUAGUUUCAUUUUGAUUUUUGAUUAUUUUUGUUUCUGAAAUAUCACGUUAUAGGUUAAAUAGAUAGUCACCGUAUUCCACUGUUUUCUGCUAUUAUUGUUAUAAUCGAUGUCAUAACCAUUGUGAGUUGUGCCUAUAUCAGGGUAGUCAUUGCAAUCUGGUAGAAUCGCCGAUACCUACCGGUUUCUUUAGAUUAUAUUCAAGUGUAAAGAACACAGACAAUACACCUUCUUGGAUAAUGU